AUACCCAUCAAAACACACACACCGAAAUCAGAUUGAAAUGACGAUGAGACUUUUCCUCUGCAUAUCGCUUAUCAUUACUCUCUAUCAACACUUCUUGGAUGCAAAUGUCGCUUCCAAUGGAACUGCUACAGGGAACAAAAUGCAACGGUUGAUCCAGUUAACCAAUGCUACAAAUACAAGAGGCAAUUCGAAUCCUUAUCUUGGCGAUGACGAUUAUGACGAUUAUGAUGAUUAUGACGAUUAUGAUGAUUAUGACGAUUAUGAUGGUUAUGAUGAUGACAAUGAUGAUGAUGAUGAUGAUUACAAGAAACCUGGUAACGGUGAUGUUAUAUACGAUGAUGACCAAGGAAUGAACAGAAGAAGAAGGAAACCACAAAUAAUUAUUAACUGAAAAUGACCUCAGACAACAACAUUCUUCAACAUCCAAUCUGCUCGGCGUAUUCGUUGUCUGAUUGAUUGACUAUUAUGUCAGCUAUUAUCAAUCUUUUUUGCAUGUAUACAUUCCAUCCAUCCUACUCCUCUAUUCCUAUAUGCUCUUUAGAUGUCGAUAUUUACUUCAUUGCAUUGUUUUGUACAUCUGCUUGUCGACGGUUUUGUAUUCAUAGUUGGCGUGAGUGAAUUUUUUCGCCUGUAAACCUGCUAUAGCUGACACUCUAUUUUCCAAACUGUUUCACCUAAUGUACAUUCGACAGACGUCUAUGUAACUUCAAUUUGUGGCUGAUGAGUAAGUAAUGUUCUAUGUGACAUUUUGAAUUCGUUUCAUUGUCUGUUUUAUUAGAAUUGUGUCCAAGUGGGAACUCGUUGAUUUAGUUUAUUUGUUGCAGACUAUAAAACCA
Trichobilharzia regenti is the source of this 836-nucleotide messenger RNA. The record is from the annotation of a GenBank genome assembly. NCBI's taxonomy places the organism in Eukaryota, Metazoa, Platyhelminthes, Trematoda, Strigeidida, Schistosomatidae.